AUGCCGCCGCACUGCCUCGUCCCACACAACCUGACCAUCGCGUCGAUGGGCAGCUCCUUUGCCUCUGGACCGGGCCUGCAGCCCGUGGCCAACGCCGAGGCCGGCCGGUCCUACUCCAACUAUGCCAACCUGCUCGCCCAGCGCCUGCCCGGGUCGCACCUGGUCGACCUGGCCGUGUCCGGGUCGACGCUUGCCAACAUGCUCGACACGCCCCAGGUGACGCCGACCAAGGCCACCUUCGCGCCGCAGCUCGACGGCGUGCCCGCCAACGCCGACGUCGUGACGAUCCUGGGCGGCGGCAAUGACCUGAGCAUCUCGAGCCAGCUCAUCUACGAGGCCGCGCCGCCCGUGGCCAAGGCCGGCGUGGUGCCAGCGGCGCCGAGCGCGAGCGGCGCCGAGGUCGAGCGGCGCUUUCUCGCCCUCGUCGAUGCGGUGCACUCGCGGGCGCCCAAGGCCAAGAUCUUCCUGGUCGAGUACGUCCAGGUGGUGGGCAAGGAGACGGUGCCGCAGCGCGACAUCCUGCUCGACGAGACGCGGAUCGGGUACUACGAGGAGCGGCAGCAGCUCCUGUCGGACAUCUACCACCGCGUCGCCGAGAAGCGCAGCGGCGUCGUCGACCUCGUGCCCAUGUACCGCGACUCGCGCCACCACGUCCUCGGCAGCGCGCAACCCUGGGUCACGGGCUUCACCGACCAGACGAUCGCAGAGAACCGCGCGCCCUUCCACCCGGACUACGCCGCCCACCGCGCCAUCGCCGACAAGCUCUACGGCGACCUCCUCGGGCCGCAAUGCCGCAGCAGGUACUAG
Molecule: messenger RNA, 807 nt
Organism: Pseudozyma flocculosa PF-1
Lineage: Eukaryota; Fungi; Basidiomycota; Ustilaginomycetes; Ustilaginales; Ustilaginaceae
Exons: 1
Coding region: 1-807 (268 amino acids)
Biological process (GO): triglyceride catabolic process
Molecular function (GO): triacylglycerol lipase activity
Source: RefSeq, a predicted model, not a curated record